Molecule: messenger RNA, 1476 nt
Organism: Letharia columbiana
Lineage: Eukaryota; Fungi; Ascomycota; Lecanoromycetes; Lecanorales; Parmeliaceae
Exons: 3
Coding region: 1-1476 (491 amino acids)
Source: RefSeq, a predicted model, not a curated record
AUGGUAGGUAAACCGGCUACCCAGCGUGGAUCACAGGUAUCAGGCUCUCAGCAGCCCAAGCCUAGAUCCAGGACACGCAAUACCACACCCGAGAGACCUCUUAUCCAGAACAGCGAGUCUAGGGACGAGCUGGCGAGGACCAUGUCUCAACAUAAUGGACGUCGACGUAAACGAUCUCUUGACGAGUCGGACGCAGAAGAGGUCAACGAUGCGUCUCCAUGUAGCAGCCCUGCUAAAGCCAAGAAGUCCAGCACCCAGGCCAUGCCGCAGGCUUCCAAGCAUUCACGCACGAAGCCUCCCACAGCUGCCACACAGCCCAUGCCGGAGGCUUCAAAGACCCCACGCCCGAAGCCUCCCACAGCUGCCACACAGCCCAUGCCGGAGGCUUCAAAGACCCCACGCCCGAAGCCUGCCACAGCUGCCACGCAGCCCAUGCCGGAGGCUUCCAAACCCCCACGCACGAAGCCUGCUACGGCUGCCACCAAGCCUCCUACCAUCAAGCCUACAAAUACGACUUUGAAGGUUUCAGCAGGAAAUGCACGGCACGCCGUGAGUGUAGGGGACGAUGAGACUCUCGAUGGGGAGGAGAGAAGUCGAAGUAAUUCGACGGCAACGUUGAUGCCUGGGAGCAAUUCGCAGAGUCAGACGAACGGACACGAUGCUGUUGUAAGCCAGUUCAGCACUAUGAAAAGGAGGACCAAAGACCCUACACACUCGUCAAAGUCUGAAGCAGAGGCCUUCUCCCAGUUGAACCUGUUGACCAGGCGCUAUUUUCUUACCUUCCUGUCAAAUACUUACGCAGACGAACCCGUUCGGGCUAUCUUCCCAGGUAUGAGGAGUGAUCAUCAAGUAUACAGGGAGGCUAAGUAUCGUGUCCAACGUUCGUACAAGACAUGGAAAGGUGAGGUCCUCAAGUGGGCGCUACAGUGGAUACAGCGAUGGAUCAAGAGUGCUACAGGUCUGAAGCGUCAAGCGCUGCGCUCGGAAUUAUCGACGUUUGCGGGUAUCAAGGCGGAGGUCCGCAAGGAGUACGAUUCCAAAUGGCUGGAGAGUGUGUUCAGAUUUGGAAUUGAAGCAGUGGAUUUCGAGGUGAUUACCGAAGAUGGGCUGAGAUUCCUCAAAUAUGCCUUUCUGCAGCUUGUCACGCAUUCCCGCUUGACGGAGCUACACCUUGAGGAUCCGAUCAAUCCAUUGCUGGCAAAGUACACACGCAAGCACCUCCUAGACCUGUUUGACGCUCUCCAUCAGAAGACUGGAUUCGAACAUCAGUCGCUCGAUUUCUAUCCUGAGCGUAUAAUACCCCGCAGCGUGCAGUACAAGAAACGCCCGAAGGUCGACAUUAAUCAGGACUCGGACGCAACUACAGGAGAAUCUGAUGUUGAUGUAGGCGAGGACCAGGUAUCAGAUGUCGACGGCGAUGAGGAGGACGGUGAAAUGGUCUCUGAUGGUGGAGAAGAUGGUAAUAGCGGUUGGUGA